AUGCCGCGUAAAGAUGCUGGCGGUGGACCAAUUUCUGCUCAGGCUCAGCAAGAUCUAGUCUCAGAGGGUAUCGAAAACUUUGAGCUUCCUAAGAGUCUUGUCACGAAGAUAGCAAAGUCAGCAAUGCCAGACAAUGCUAAAUUGCAAAAAGAGACCGUAUUGUCUCUGGUGAAGGGUUCGACAGUAUUCAUCAACUACCUUGUGGCGACAGCUCAUGACGUGGCUAUGUCCAAACAGCACAAAAGCAUCUCCGCGUCCGAUGUCCUCAAAGCUCUAGAGAUGAUCGAGUUUGGAGAUCUCGUCGAGAAUCUACAGAAUGAGCUUCAAAUUUAUAGAGACAACACGAAGGGAGACAAGAGUCGUAAAUCCGGAACGGCAAGUUCCUCGCACAAGGGCAAGGCCAGAGAAAGUGAAACUGCAUCAGUCGUCUCAAAAUCAAAAGGAAAGGACAAGGCGACGAAUCUGCCACCGCCAUUCACGUUUGCCCCGCGAGUAGCAGUAGCAUCCUCUGCGUCCCAAUCAGACAUGCACAGCGCUAGGGUCGAACAGGAAGUUGAUGAUGAGAUGGGCGAGCCAGGCGAAGGGGAAGGGGAAGGAGAAGGAGAAGACGAAGAAAUCGAGGAGGAUGAGGAAGAAGUGGAGGAAGAAGUGGAAGAUGACGCACCAGUUGAUAUGAUGGCUGUCGAAGAUGAGGACCAGAAAAAAGAUGCCUCAGGGUUGGAAGAACCUAAGGCUUUGCCAGCCGAGGACUGA
Molecule: messenger RNA, 753 nt
Organism: Suillus plorans
Lineage: Eukaryota; Fungi; Basidiomycota; Agaricomycetes; Boletales; Suillaceae
Product: histone-fold-containing protein
Exons: 5
Coding region: 1-753 (250 amino acids)
Biological process (GO): leading strand elongation; heterochromatin formation; DNA damage response
Cellular component (GO): epsilon DNA polymerase complex; CHRAC
Molecular function (GO): protein heterodimerization activity; chromatin DNA binding
Source: RefSeq, a predicted model, not a curated record